CGCCGAACAACAACACAAGCACACUUGUGUGCCGAAUUUUUAAACAAAACUGUUUAUUGUUAACAAAAUCGGCUGCAGCGCUGAAUAAAAAAAAACAGAAAGAGUGCAAAGCCAAUCGAGUAGUUCUUAAAAAAGAGCGAAACGCAAGCGAAAAAAAAGUUCGAACCGCGCCGAGUUAACCGUAAGCCGUAAGCCAAAAGAAAACGAAAAACCAGUUAUGUAUUCGCCCCAAGUUCGCGCAGUGUUUCCUUUUUGUGGAGCCAAAGAGUUGAAAAAUGUAUGAAAAAUGUUAAUGAAAGUGUCGUGAAAUGCGCCCCCAAGUGGAGUUUUAAGCGCUAAUUGUUGAUUUGGUGGCAGACACAAGAGCAGCCAUCACCUAGCUUGGCCGGACCAGGCCCCGUUUUUGGUUACAGUUAAGUCCGAUUUCAUGCGAAUCUCUUGCCAACUUAAAUUUUAAUUGUGCAACAACAACAAUACGGAAAACAACAACAGCAGCAGCAAUAGCAGCAGCUGAAAAAAAACCAACAAUUGGCACAAUUGGCGAUAAAUCAGCAAGCCGCAGCAGCAGCAGCGACAGCAGCAACAACGUCAUCAAAACGCAACGCUGACAGCAAAGAAGAAGACGCCGAAGACAAAGAGUAGAAGGAGAAAUAACGGUGUGAACUUCAGCAGACGCAGCAGGAAAAAACAAAGAAAAAGCAACAAAACAAACGAAAGAAACGAAACAGCAAACUGCAGCGGGAAGAAAGGGAAAACGAAGACGAAGACGAAUCAACAAAAAAAACGAACAGCGAAGCAGCAGAAGACGCAGAAGUGCAUAGAGCAGGACACUUGCAUAUCGAUUUGGCGAUUCGCUGGAGAGGAGACUAUUUUUAGUGAUAUCCUCCCAGUAUCUUGGAGCCCCACAGUUCCAGGCAGUUUGUUGACAGGCAGCUGCAGGCCAGCAGCAGGGGAAUGUGGCAGAAUGUGGCCAUGUAGGCAGCCCUAGACACUGAAAACAGCAAAAACAACAAAUAAGAGGGGGAAGGAAGCAAGCGUAGCCCAAGCCCAAGCCCUAGCCACUUGACAGCCACUUGGCAUUCAGGCAGCAGCAGCAGCAGCAGCAGCAGCGGCAGCAACACCAGCGAACCAUAACCAGGCAGACCGGAAAAGCGUCGAUGAGUUGAGGCCUCCAACCUCUCUCAUCCUCAUCACCCCCCACCCCUUCUCCACUACCUGUACCCUUGCUGGUGCUUUGAAAGCUGAAACUGGAACUGGUAACCCGUCCUACACCACCGUCGUCCCCUGGCUACAAUGGACGCAUCGCCCACAUCCCCUGCGGCAGCUUCUGCACUGGUGUCGGGCAGGUCAUUGGACCAGCAGGUGGACGCCUCGCCCAAUCACUCGAACUACUCGAAUCUCACCAACAACAGCGGCAGCAGCCCAAGUGGGAGCAGCGUCUGCAGUCCCUCCACCACAUCCUCAUCCUCGUCGGCGCCCCAAUACAGCGAGGACCUACGUGCGGCAGCCGCUCGUAAUCCCAAUCCAACUCAGAAUCUAAAUCAGAGUCGGAGUCUCAGCGGAUCGGCGGGCACAGGCACAGGCUCAUCGUCGGCGGGCAAGACCUGCGAGGUGGAUGUGGGCGAGGAGGAGCGCGACACCUUCUCGCCAGUCUCCAGUCCGGACUGCAACGGAGCAGCCUCCGCUCUGGGCGCAGAGGUUCUUGCCUCCGGCAGCGACACGGGUCUGGACAAUAAAAUCUUCGAGGGAGGCAGCGGCAGUGGCAGCAGCAAGUCGAAACCGGCAUCCAAAGAGGAGAAGCAGCGCCAAAACGAGGAGAUUGUGUGCAUGGAAACCUCCACAGUGUCCACAGAGACGGGCUCCUGGGAGUCGAUGUAUCCAGUGGCCAUAGAUGCGCCUCCUCCAGCACCAUCAGCGCCCGAGGAGGAUGAGACAAUGGAAGCGGAGACGAGCUGCGUCUUCAAAGGCAUCAGCGCCAGUUGUCUGUUGCGGGAUCUGGAGAAGCGGGAUCAGCCGCUGUCUACAUCCGGGACGAGUGCGUGCUUCAUAGACGCCUCCUCGCUGCGCGACGAAGAUGAAGUGCUGUCCUUUCCCAGUCUCGAUGGACAUGCACAGGAAGAGGAGAACGAGAACGAGAACGAGCACGAGCACGAAGCGGAGGCAGAAGCAGGGCCUGACGACCACGAGCAGGAGGGAGCACAGGAAGCUUCGCCGACACAGCAGCUGGAGCAGUUCCACAAGGCCUUUGCCAGGUGCAAAGGUUCGAGCCUGAGCCAUGGCCGCAGCAGCUCCAACGAUGCCGAUUCCUCCGACUCCUCGCUCAGCGUCAAGAUGCGACGAGAGCAGGAGGAACAGGAGCGCCCAAUGGCUGCCAUGAGCGGCGGCAGUGGAGGUCCCUACAGCUUCCAGCACAAUGCUCAGCACUUUAGUGUGCACCCAUUGGGUAGCAGUCCGAAGUUUGCGACCCACCACCACCACUCGAACAUCCACCAGAGCCACCACAACAAUGGACAGCCCGAUCUCAGCUACACCACGGACUACUCGUCCAGCAGCCCGGCUCCCAGUUUGGUGUGGUCGGAGCACAGCAGAGCCACGCAUGCGCCGCACUCUUCCGCCUCGGUCUCUGCUUCGACGCCACACAACUCGAUGGUGCACAUAGAGCCAGCCUCGGGCAGCAACAACAGCUCCAUUCACAGAGAUUACACGUUGUCCUCGUCGCUGUCGCAUCAUCGCGACUCGGGCGCCUACUGCAGCGAUGCCACAGACUCGCCGUUGCCCCUGCCGCGCACCCCGAAGCGUAGCUCCAAGUUUGAUGAGGCCAAUCCUAUAGUGUCGGGCGGUGCCUCCAUCGAGGACUUUAGGCAGAAGCAGUGCGAGAGUCCCAGCAUCAAGCGGCGCACGGACACCUGCCCCAUUGUGUCCGGUGGCUUUGUCUCGCUGGACUUUGCACCCACGCGUCCCCUGCAGGACGACGAUGAGGAUGACGAUGAUGCCGAUGAUGCGGAAAUCUCUGGGGUGGAAAUGCGCGUCAAGUCGGGCAACCAAGGCUCGGGUUUGCAGCGGAAAGCGGUGACUGGCAUCGCCUCUUGGGUGGUGGACAUGAGCGACUGUCGACCGGAGCGGCGUCGCAGCACCAGCAGCACCACCUCCAGCUUCCGCGAGCGCUCCGAUUCGAAUAGUUCGCACAAGAGCGGCUGCGGGUUCUACGUUUCCCUGGAUGAUAUGGAUCGGAAGCCGCAGGAGCCACAGCCACAGGCUAAGCCACAGCCACAGCCAGCAUCGCAGCUCAGCAAAUCCUACACGGCACCCAAGUCCGCUGGCUUCUUUGUAAAUCUCUCUCAGAACGAGGCGGAGGAGGAGGUGCAGCCAAAGGCAACGGAGGAGAAGCAACAGCAGCAGUCGGAGCAGAAGAACAUCUUCAGCAUGUUCAUUGACAUUGGCGGCGAGCAGAAGACACCACGCGGAGCCCCAAAUGGACGCAAGGAGCCACUCAGCUUGGCCCAACGUUUGUCCAGCUCGUUGAGCGCAUCCUCCGCUGCUGUCCAGCGACGCGUUGAGCUGGUUGGCGAUGUGAUGAAGUCCAGUGCUAGCUCAACGGAGACUCUGAUGGCCAAGAGUGCCACACAGAAGGAGCUGCUGGUGCAGGCUGGCGCGGGAGAAAGCAAAUCCCUGGACUACAGAUGCAAUCUCGAUCCACCACUGACUGUGGCUGCGCUGCGUCGCAUCUCCCAGCAGCAGCGACAGCAGCAGCAGAGCGAUGCCACGAAGCGGCACAGCUGGGGCAGCAAUGGGAAUCCGGAGCACGGAGAAGUAGGCAACGACUGCAAACGUUCCAUCAGUCUGACAGCCAACGGAGUAAACGGCAACGACUCUGGUGCGGGUCUGAUGAGCAUCAUUGACAAGCUGCCAAUCAUUUCGAAGGCUUCCUCCCUGUCGGUGGACAGUUCCCUCUCCCCCUACGACGACUACAGCGGCGGCUCCAACGCGGGUGGGCUGAGCAGUUGCUCCGACGAGGAGCAGCAGCAGCAGCAGCAGCAACUGGUGGGUGGACGCCUGAAGAAGCGGCGCUGCGAUGCGAAGCUGAAUGAGACAUACGACAAGAGCAGCAUGGCCUCUGUCACUGAGGGAGUGCUGUCCAAGGAUAUGUCGCCAGCAUCCAACACGGACACGGAUGAUCUCACCUUCCAGCAGGACGAGCAGUUGGCACAGCAGCAGGCGCAGGCACAGGCACAGACACAGGCACAGGAGCAGCAUCCCCUGAUUCCCGUGCAGCUGAGCAGCAGCUCGAAUCGCACCAGCGUCAUGGAUACCAUCAUUGAAGCCAAGGAAACAGCCUCGCCCAAGAAAACAGCCUCGAUCACCAAUGGCCACACCAUGGAGUCGCUGCAUGCCACCAUUGAGAAGCAAAAGCAACUCCUGGAGACGGUCAACGAGCACGGCGAACAGCAGCAGAAGCAGGCGGCACCAGCUGCCUCCGCUUUUGUGAAGCUCUCGGAUAUGGAUAAGCCCGUGAAGCAUGAUCUCCAGUCGCCGGAUUCGAUGAGCAAGAGCGUUGGCAACAACCAUCGCAACAGCCACAGCUCACAGCUGGGCCAGCGCCUCUACCGGGAUGAGAACAAGGGGCGUCCACACUCGUGGGCCAUGACCCGAUCCACGGGCAACAGUUUGCAGAACUUUACCAAUUCGGUGGACAACAUACGCAGCCUGUCGCGGCUGUUCCCUAAUUUCUCCAAGGAGUUCUCCAAUUCCCUGCCCAACGACAUGACGCUGGAGCAUGCACAGGCGCAACAGCAGCAGCAGCAGCAGCAGGUGGACUACAUACAGACCGAUCUCAGUGCCGACUCCAGCCUGGCCUCGAGUUUCAGCCGAUCGGGCAUGGACGAGUCUUCCAUUAGCUGCCGUCAGCCGCGUCGCCUCGGCGAGGAUCUGCUCAAGAUGUUCCUGCAGGAGAUUGCCACAGAUAUGCUCGUGGAGGUGCAUGGCCGUCGCAUUCGUGCCCACAAGUGCAUCCUGCGCUCCCGCUGCCAGUACUUUGCAGCCAUGCUGGCCGGCCAUGGCUCCCAGAGUGUGGUCUCCCUGCAGGGCUACUCCUAUGCGGCCGUGCACUUUGCCCUGUGCCACAUCUACUCGGGUGCCUCGCAUCCACCGGACGGCAUCAGUCUCAUGGAGCUGGCAGCACUCGCCGAUCUGCUGGGACUGGAGGGACUCAAGGAGGUCACUUCGCAUGCGCUCAAAACGAAUUACUGCCACAACUUCCACAAGCCGUGCUCCGGCUGCAUCGAUGGCAUACUGCAGGUGCUGCCCGUGGCUCUCAAUCAUGCGCUGGACGAUCUCUAUCGCAAGUGCCUGCGCUGGACCUGUCGCCACUACCUCAAGGUGUGGCCCACCCGUCAGUUUGCACAGCUGCCGCCGGAUAUUUUGGGACGUUGUCGUCAGCAGAUCAUUGCCUAUAUGACCUCGGAGACGGUGCUGGACACGGUGCUCGAUUGUGAGCAUUUGCUGGCGCAGCUUUCGGCCUAUCGCUGGGGACACGUCUGCGAGCAGCUGGUGCGGGACAUACUGGAUGCUGCACACGCCUAUGUGGGCGAUCACUUUGCCAGCCUCAUUGCCAGCGAUGCCUUCUUGUCGCUGGGCCACGAUCGGAGUCGCCACAUUCCCCAUCUGGAGGCGCUGCUGCGGCAGGCCGCCUCUGAGUUGACGCCGGAGCAGGCAUGCCGCAGCUACCAGCGCGUGACGCGGCUCAAUGCGGUGCUGCGUGCCAAGCUGCACAAUGUGCCGGGUAAUCUGAGCGAGCUGGUGCAGGAGCUGCACGGUCUGCAGGAGGAAGAGCAGCUCGACUGGAAGCCGGACUAUGUGCGUUUGGUCUGCGCUUUGGUCUACACCGUCGAGCAGUGCCUGAUCCGACAAUGUUCGCGUGCGAUGCGCGUGACUGCUUGGCAGCGCAUGGACCUGGAGCUGCGCAAGAAGAUCCAAGGCAUGGCCCGGCUCACGGAACCGCUGGACAUGAAGCGGCAGGGCGGCAAGGCGGUGGGCAAGGCCUUCUCCUUUGGCGGCAGCACACGCAGCCAGGAUUUGGUGCAGAUAAAGCUGGCCAUUCAGGCGCAAUCAAAGCGUGCCCACGCCCAGGAGACACACAUGUACAAGGCCACCCAGACACAGGAUGCGGCAGCAGCCACCCAUCAUGUGCAGACAGCGGAUCGUGGCGUGCAGGCCAAUCACGAUGGCCGGGAGGCUGGCAGCAGCAAAUUGCUCAAGUCAAAUUCGCGCGCCCAUGUGCCGCAUCGUGCAGCCUCACAGGUUGCCUCUGAGCGUAACAGCAUCAAUCUGCAUCGACGCACGCAGUCCGAGGCGCCGCCAGUUACGCAACACAAAAAGACAGCAGCAGCAGCGGCAGCGGCUCCUACUGCAGCUGAGGCGAAGGCAAAGCCAACGGCAGCACCGCGCUUAGGCGAGAUUCGACCCCGCUACUUGGAGCCGCGCAAGCCGAGAGCCACGCUUGGACCCAGUGGACCCGUGCGCAGUGCCACCAGUUCGGGCAUACCCGCCAGUGGAGGAGCAAGGAAAGCGCCAGCCAAGAAUCUGCACAUCUCCUCCAGCGACAGUUCGAGGAACUCGAGUCCGGCGGCCACGCGACGAGUGCAGAAUGGCAAUGCCACGCGGCUGGGCAACAAGUCCAGCAAUCUGUCCAUGGACAGCCUCUCCUCACCGGCCAGACGGGCCAAGAGCAGCUCACGCGCCCCCACCAACGACAGAUACUCAUCCGAUCAGAAUGUGGACUCGCUGGCGGAGAGCAUGAAGAGCUCCGUCAUCACCAAUAAAACGAUCUCACACGAAUCCCUAUCGGGCAGCUCGAAGCUGGCCCGCAUACAGCAGCUAAAUGGCCACACGGCGGGCGCCAAGCCAUCGACAGCAGGCAAGACGAAGCCGCUGCAGCGUGGCUCCACGGUGGGCAAUAAGUCGACGCGGCAGCUCAAGCAGCAGCACAAUGCAGUGGCCUCGAAUGGGUCGAGUCCCAGUUCGGUGCACACGACCAAGUCGGCCACCAGUCGCCUGUCCUCCGUCAGCAGUACGCUCUCCACACGCGAGCUGUUCAAGCAGCGCUCUAUUUCGGUGCCAGCAGGUGGCACAGAGGCGGCACCAGGCAACAAGGGACGCCCCAGCUUCCUGUCGGCCAAGUCGCGCGAGAUACUGGCCAAGCGGGCAGAGAAGAACAAGCUCCAGCAGCAGCAGCAGCAGCAGCAGCAACAGCAACAGAAGCAAUCCUCUUCGGCUGUCGAAAGUUUGGGGGAUGAGCGCGGAUCGCAUCAUCUGCGCUCGUCGGCGGGCCCCCUACGCUCCUCCUCACAUUCCGCUGUGGCCAGCAUGCUGCAGCAGCACAAUCUGCGCAACAGUCUGCCCUCCAAUAUACCCACACGACGUCCCAACACGCUGCAGCUGAAGAAGACCACCGCCGUCUCGAACGGCAUGGCCACCAAGGUGACCACCAACGGCAUCAAUGGCACGUACAAGGCGGCCCAAGCGGUCAAGCAGAAGCUGGACUUGCUCAUCGAUGCUCAGUUGGAGGGGGCGCACAUGCCCCAGGAGCGAGUUGAAUCGAAGCUGGAGCGUUCCAGCACCUUCUGCAAGGAUAGCGCUGAUCUGGAUAUUAGCGAACUACAAAUUGUGGAGUAAAGAACAAGAGAACAGACAGCAAACGAAUGAGGUCGUAUCAAAUAUGACCCCAGACAGACCCAGUCCCCCCGCAGAACCGUACACGUCCCAUAAGGCAAACACUAGUCAAUAAUCUAGCAUGCGGCUGCCGUUGCAGUUGGUAGUUGGAGAGCAUGAAACCAUUUAACCAUAACAAUAAAUACAAUAAUUAUUAAACAAGAAGACAAAAAUAUGUUAACUACUAGCCCUCCCCCCACAAACAACAAGAAGCGAAACAAAUUGUGAAUCAAAUGGCGGCAGCAACAAUUACGGAAAUCCGCAUAAAAAUAUAAUUAAUGUAAUUGCUACUUAGAGCAGAAAACAAAAGAGUUUAUUGCCACGCCCACACCACCCACUUCCACAACUACUCCAAGAAAUAAUUGUAUUGUGUAUUAGCUUAUUACGAUAUCGGAAACGAGCAGCGGAGAGGGCCAGCAAAAGGAUUAGAACAGAUAAAGAAACAAAGAAUGGAAUGGAAAAAUGGAAUAACAAAUAUUUGGUGAUAUUAUUUAGAGUGCGCUUUACUCGUAAUGUUUAUGUUAAAUGCUAAUCGAAAAGUGCUUAUAUUACAGAAUAUCCAAAAUC
Drosophila guanche is the source of this 8274-nucleotide messenger RNA. RefSeq lists its product as uncharacterized. The transcript has 5 exons. The coding region runs from base 1294 to 7671 and encodes 2125 amino acids. The record is from RefSeq and is a predicted model, not a curated record. Gene Ontology annotation, molecular function: protein binding. NCBI's taxonomy places the organism in Eukaryota, Metazoa, Arthropoda, Insecta, Diptera, Drosophilidae.